AUGUUGGAUCAGAGUGAGCCUUUGAUUGUCCUUGUAUUAAUGAUAAGUCAUGCAUUUUAUUUUGGGAAUGGUCUUCAGCAAAAAGUUGGAUUUCUAGACUGGCCAGAGGAUUGCGGCAUCCCACAGUUCUUGCCGAAUGUAGCUGGAAGGAUUAUAUCUGGGAAUGAAGCACGUCCACAUUCCUGGCCAUGGCAGGUCUCCCUACAGGAGCGUCGUCAGGGGAGUAAAUCCUACAGCCACAUAUGUGGAGGAACACUCAUUCACAGCCACUGGAUCCUGACUGCAGCACACUGCUUUCAAAAAGGGAAAAGGAAAGCAGUGGAUACAGCUAAUUGGCGCAUUGUACUUGGUAAACACAACCUGAAUCAUUCAGAACGAACCGAAAAGAUCUAUCGUGUGAAAAGAAUUUACAGACACGAGCGCUUUUACUACCCGCGCCACAGUGAAAUUGACAAUGACAUUGCCUUGGUCAGAUCAGCAGUGGCCAUUUCACAAAACAACUAUAUCCGAUAUGCUUGUAUGCCCAAGAAGGACAUCCGACUACAGUCUGGUCAGCCAUGUUGGGCCACAGGAUGGGGUGCAACAAGAGUACAAAAGGAAAAUGUUGUUUUAUCUGAAGUGCUGAACCAAGCCAGAAUGCCAAUCAUUGAUCAUCAGACCUGCAAAAUGAAGAAGUUCUGGGGGGAUCGAGUGCGUAGCACAAUGAUUUGUGCUGGCUUGAAAGAUAUAGAGGGGUCUCCUGCCGCUUGUCAGGGAGACUCUGGUGGCCCUCUUCUUUGCCAGAACAGCUCAGGUAAAUGGGAAGUUCAUGGUGUGGUCAGUUUUGGACCCAUGGGCUGCAUUGGUGAGAACAAGCCAAGCGUAUUUACCAGAAUCACCGCCUACCUCCCCUGGAUUGAGAAAACAAAAAUAAGAGAUUUUUUCUUAGACUGA
This is a messenger RNA of Mobula hypostoma (lesser devil ray), 933 nucleotides long. RefSeq lists its product as uncharacterized. Lineage: Eukaryota; Metazoa; Chordata; Chondrichthyes; Myliobatiformes; Myliobatidae. Bases 1 to 933 code for a protein of 310 amino acids. The record is from RefSeq and is a predicted model, not a curated record. The transcript has 6 exons. Gene Ontology annotation, molecular function: serine-type endopeptidase activity. Gene Ontology annotation, biological process: proteolysis.